AUGCUGGCUUCGAAGCCUCAGUAUGCGACAACGGGAUCGUCGGCCCAAACACCCUCGUCGGCCUAUUAUGCGAACACACCGCGACCCAUGACAGCUACGAAGGUGGACGGAUCUGGCUUCUUAAGCCCCACCAAGUCAGAGCUUUCCGAUGGCCAAGAAGACGGGACGUCUGUUCGGAUGUGGGAUGAAGAUAAAGUUGCCGCCUGGCUACAUAGUAUCAAGUGUGGGCAGUACGAGUCGCUCUUUCGAGAGAAUGGGUUCAAUGGAGACAAUCUGAUCGACUGUGAUCAAAAGAUCCUGCAGGAGAUGGGCAUCAAAAAGGUUGGUGACCGAGUACGCAUCUUCGUCGCGAUCAAGCAACUCCGAAAUAAAACCAUGGUCAAUCCGAGACAAAAGAAUAUGAGCAGAUUGGCUUCCAUGGAGGCAGCAAUGGGAAACAUCGAACCCUCACGAUUCUCCGGCUUCCCCAAUUUGAACAACGUCCACGGCGGAAAAUCAUCACAGCCCACAUCCCCACCAGCAGAGGCAUUGCGGAAGGAUUACCUUGGGCGUAGCACCAAUAGCCACCCUCGAAAUCCCAGUCUCGAUGGUCUGACAAUGGGUCCUCUUCCCCAAAAUUCACCAGUUAUCCGUGUCAUUUAUACAGGUGGGCAGACAAAGGUUCUGGACAUCCGGCAUUGCAAAACUCCAGACGAGGUGAUGGUCGGUGUACUCAAAAAGUUACAGCUUCCAGAGCACCAGUAUAGGAAUUACUGCUUCUAUGUUCUCGAUGGCUUAGAUCCUGACAUGUCAAAUGUGAGGAGACUUACAGAAGCCGAGCUUAUGGAAAUCUGCGAAGGAGUCAAUAGAUCCGAACGAGGCCGUUUAAUCUUACGAAAAAUCCACGCCGGCGAACCCGAUGGCGAUGAACUUCGGCGGGCAUCUCAACUUGCUGUUGAUGAAAGUUCAGUCACGCAUCGUAUCGCUUUGGACAAAUCGAAUCCCCGCCAGAAGAACAAGAUCCAGCAGCUUACGGGGGAAUCAUGGCAGGUUAUCAACACGAAGCAGCCAGUUUCGCCCGUCGGUGCACGCCACCGCACGACGCCUUCCAACAGCGGAGACCCAGACUCACCAUACACCGCCGAGCGGAACCACGUGUCCAAGUUGCGCUCCUUCUUCGGCCAGCGACCUCCUAGUGAGAUGAUUAUCCAUGAGCUCCCCUCUUUCUUCCCGAGUCAUGAUCGGGAUGAUAUUGCGAAGACGAUGCGCCGAUCCCAGCGCCUCAGUCGUGCUGCUAGCCGUCUCAGUGUUGUCAGCAACUUCAGUGUUGCCUCGAGCAUGAAGGAUGCGCCUCCAAUGCCUCCUUUGCCCUCCAUUCCCCCUAUCCCUCCAAUGCCCAAUAUCGCCGAUGCCUGGCUUCAGCAUGCGGGAGGAAUACAGGCUGCGCAGGCUCCGCGACCACAAUCUAUCUCCAGGUUCAACUUGCCUCAAGCUUCAUACCGUGACUCAAUUGCAUCAAGCUCUCUCCAGCCAUUGCAAGAGGAGUCCCCGACAACUCCGAGCCGAAAGUCAUUUAUGUCAAUCGAAAGUAGUUCAGAUGACCCCAAUACCUCACGUCAGAGCAUGCUGGAUGAUACUAUGAGCGUUGCAGCUACAGACGGUGAAUCAGAGCUUUUCAACGAUCGAGCAAGCAUGGCAGUGGCCGAAGACGAACUCUACGAAGAGGACGAAGAUGAUCCCGGCUUGGAAGAUUUCUUAGCCGGUAACAAUUUUGCGCCGAAGAAUUGGAUGAAGGGAUCCCUGAUCGGCGAGGGUUCCUUCGGCAGUGUGUUCCUAGCCCUGCAUGCCAUCACUGGAGAGCUGAUGGCCGUAAAGCAGGUCGAGAUUCCCUCUGCCACCAAGGGCACGGAAUUCGACCAGCGCAAAAACAGCAUGGUGACUGCCCUGAAGCACGAGAUCGAGCUCUUACAAGGCAUGCACCAUCCAAACAUUGUGCAGUACCUCGGAACUGCCGCAGACGACCAACACCUCAACAUUUUCUUGGAGUACGUCCCUGGAGGCUCGAUCGCUACCAUGCUCAAACAGUACAACACAUUCCAAGAACCACUCGUCAAGAACUUCGUGCGUCAGAUCUUGGCUGGUCUGGCCUACCUGCACAGCGAGGGCAUUAUCCACCGCGACAUCAAGGGUGCCAACAUCCUCGUCGACAACAAGGGUGGCGUGAAGAUCUCCGAUUUCGGUAUCUCCAAGCGUGUCGAAGCAACCCACCUCCUCGGGGCCCGCGCAAGCGGUUCUGCUGGCACCGGCGGCGGUCUCGCCAGACCAUCGCUACAGGGCAGUGUUUACUGGAUGGCUCCCGAGGUUGUGCGGCAGACCGCUCACACAAAGAAAGCUGAUAUCUGGAGUCUGGGCUGUCUGGUCGUGGAGAUGUUCAGUGGUGCCCACCCUUUCCCCGAUUCGAGUCAGCUGCAAGCUAUCUUUGCGAUUGGCAGCAACCAGGCGCGCCCACCUGCACCCGAACAUGUCAGUCCCGAGGCUAAGGAGUUCCUCGAUAUGACCUUCCAGAUUGACCAUGAGAAACGACCGACGGCGGAGGAACUGCUUAAGUGCAAGUUCUUGGCUAUGCCAAAUAUGUGA
Messenger RNA from Penicillium chermesinum, 2616 nucleotides. RefSeq names its product STE11 family mitogen-activated protein kinase kinase kinase. Gene Ontology annotation, biological process: protein phosphorylation. The transcript is spliced from 4 exons. Gene Ontology annotation, molecular function: protein kinase activity; ATP binding; protein binding. NCBI's taxonomy places the organism in Eukaryota, Fungi, Ascomycota, Eurotiomycetes, Eurotiales, Aspergillaceae. The record is from RefSeq and is a predicted model, not a curated record. The coding region runs from base 1 to 2616 and encodes 871 amino acids.